This is a messenger RNA of Rhizophagus irregularis DAOM 181602=DAOM 197198, 1176 nucleotides long. Lineage: Eukaryota; Fungi; Glomeromycota; Glomeromycetes; Glomerales; Glomeraceae. The record is from RefSeq and is a predicted model, not a curated record.
AGAUCCAAAAACAAAUAAUUUUAUAAUGGUGAUGGAAUUAAAAAAUGGUAGCUUAAGACAAUAUUUAAAUAACAACUUUAUUUUACUGGAUUGGAAUCAAAAGUUAUGGAGUUUAUAUUGUAUUGCAGUUGGUCUUAAAGAUAUUCAUAAUAAAGGAUUAAUUCAUCAAGAUUUUCAUUGUGGGAAUAUAUUAAGCGAUUUUAAUCGAAAUUCUUUUGUUACUGAUUUGGGAUUAUGCCAACCAGCAAAUGUAAAGACUUUUCAAGAUAAUAAUAAAAAAAUAUAUGGGGUAUUACCUUAUGUAGCUCCAGAAGUUUUAAGAGGAAAAGAAUAUACUCAAAAAAGUGAUAUUUAUGGAUUUGGAAUCAUUGCAUAUGAAAUUUGUACAGGUUUCCCUCCUUAUUAUGAUAUAGCUCAUGAUGAAUUCUUGGCAAUGAAAAUUUGUAAGGGAUUGAGGCCAAAGUCUAAUUAUAAAAUUCCUCAAUUUAUUUUUGACAUUAUUAAUCAAUGUUGGGAUGCAGACCCUUUAAAACGACCUAAUGCAAAUGAAUUACGAGAGUUAAUAUAUGAUUUGCAUAUGGAUAUUGGGAACAAUAAAGUGAACUCUGUAAUUUAUGGGCAAGUUAAAGAAGCAGAUGAAGUUAAUAAAAAGUUAUCUUUUUCAUCACCUUUAAUAUCUAUUAGUACUAUUACAAAUAUGACACAUCCUCAAGCAGUUUACACAAGUAGACUUUUAGAUUUUAAAAAUCUUCCAGAACCAAAAAAUGCUAAUAAUAAUGAUGAUUUACAUGGAAUAGAAUAUUCAGAUUCCUUAAAAAUGGAUUUUACUAAACUUAAUAUUAAUUCUAAAGAUGAAAAUAAUUAAGCUCAGAUUACAUAAAAUUAAACAGUACAGUCUUCUAGAUUGGAGUCACAAAAGUCCAUAAUUGCCCUGGGAGACGCUAGAGUUGUUGAGUAUCUCUCCAUUCAAACCAAUAAAAUCGCACCAUAAUAACCAUACAAUACAAGGACAAUUUAACAAAUUUAAAUUGAUUUAUGACGGCAUAAGAGUCCGAUCCAGAUUCCAACCAGAAUUUCUUAUUAACUAUGAUAAUAAUUAUGGUAACCUUUAAAAAAAAAAUCGUUUGUUAAAAAAGGAACCUUCACAUUUAUUUAGUAUUAAAAAAAAUUUAAGAA